GCAAAUAUCGCCGGGUCCGGAAAUCGAACCCGCGACGGCCGCGUCGAGGACUCGAGGCCUCCAAACGUGGGUCGCGCUGUCCCAUACUACGCCGCCACAGGACGCCCCAGGCAGGCUUUAUUGACACGAGGUUAGAGUGAGUAGGUCCUGGGAGGCGCGUGUGAAGAUAAAGCUGAAAUACGAUCAAUAUUUUCGUCUGGAAAAUAUCUGAACAAUGAAAUGAGAUGACAGGGGAGAAGAAGGCUGAGCUGUCACAGUGAUGGAGGGGCCCACAGAGGACAGCCUGUGUGGCAAAUGGAGAAACGGCUGCAGAUUGGACAGAAACAGGCUGAAGGACAUUUUCUCAUGCCGGCUGCUGAAGACCAUCGCCAUGGGCCAGGUCCUGUCCCUGCUGAUCUGUGGGACGGCGGGCAGCUGUCAGUACCUGGCCGAUGCCGGGGUGGAGACGCCCAUGCUGCAGAGCUUCCUGAACUACGCCCUGCUGCUGCUCACCUACACCCCUACCCUCUGCAUCCACCGAGGUGACGCCAACAUCCUGAAGAUCCUCAGAACCAAGUGGUGGAAGUAUCUGUUGAUGGGUCUGGCCGAUGUGGAGGCAAACUACAUGGUGGUGAAGGCGUAUCAGUUCACCACCCUGACCAGCAUUCAGCUGCUGGACUGCUUCGUGAUCCCGGUGCUGAUGGUUCUCUCGUGGAUCUUCCUGAAGACGCGCUACAGGCCGCUGCACUUCGUAGCCGUGGUGGUGUGCCUGUUGGGGGUGGGGGCCAUGGUGGGGGCUGACAUCGUAGCCGGGAGGAACCAGGGAUCCGAAAGUGAUGUGGUUCUGGGUGACGGCUUGGUUCUGCUCAGCUCCGUGCUCUAUGCUGUGUCCAACCUGUGCCAGGAGCACACGGUGAAGAAUCUGAGCCGGGUCGAGUUCCUGGGAAUGAUGGGACUGUUUGGGACUCUGAUCAGCGGCGUGCAGCUGGCUGCACUAGAAAUCAAUGCUGUUAAAGCGAUAAAAUGGGAUCUUUACGUCUUCAUGCUGUUUGCGGUCUAUGCCCUGUGUAUGUACGCGCUGUAUAGCUUCAUGCCGGUGGUGGUGAGGCUGACCAGCGCCACGGCCGUCAACCUGUCGCUGCUCACCGCCGACCUGUUCAGCCUGUUCUGCGGCCUUUUCCUUUUCAGCUACCAGUUUUCUGUGCUGUACAUCGUCUCGUUCAUCAUCAUCACCGUGGGGUUCAUCAUGUUCAACGCCGUGCCGACGCUCUCCGCCGUACCGGAUGGCGCCGGCCCGCGGGCGCCUGACGCCGCUGCCGAUCCAGCCGCCGACCGGCUGCUGGCUGCAGGCGGAGACGCUCAGAGAACCGGAACGGUCGAGAUGUUCACGCCUCUCUGAUGGAACCAGGUUCUGUAACCGAGGCCAGUUGCUGUUACGAGUUACACCGGAUCGUUUUCUGUUCCAAAGCCAGUUUACAGUCCGGGUCACGGACCUUUUUAGUUUUUCCUGUUUCUGAAUCGCUGAAUUAUGUGGCUGUUCCUGUUAAAGAAUAUUCAAUAUUCCUGAUAGGUUUAGCAGGUCGGACCAUCAUUACAACCUGACUCUGUUGCUCUGUACUCCUCAUUGCACCAGCAUGUGGCCCCGUCUCCCCUUCCUGCCUCCAGUAAACUAACCAGUACAGAACCAGUGAGCUGAAGCUGUUACACAUUCAUUAGUCUUUAUUUUUGUAGUUCCAUAUUAGACUGAGUCUCAGAGAUAAAACUGUUUUUAAAAUUCUCCAGUCUGCUGAUUCUGAUCUCCAUGCAUAAAAUAUAAACCAGAUUCCAAGCUUUAAUCAAACAAAAUAAAAUAAUAUUUUAAUAACUUCUUUAACUAUUCCUCUUGUCUUAGCGGGUGCAGAAAGGUAAAAGUUUGUAUUUCUCUGGACUAUUUCUACAUAAUCACGUUUCUUACAGUAGACUGGGUAAAUUAUUGUAAAAUAACUUUUUAAUUUUUGCCUUAAAAUGGGUGAAAGCUGAUUUCAGGUUGUUACUAAACAUCCUGAAGGACUCGAAUACUUUUACCUCCAGAAAGUGAAAUACGACCAAAAAUGAAACAAAACCGCAAAUAUUUGAAACCAUCUGAAAACUUCCCAAAUAUUAAUUUAGUUUAAUACGGAUAAACUGAUACGACCGGACUGAUCUCAGUGUCUGAUGGAUGGUAAUCAAUACUUAAUAAUAUUAUAUUAACCUUUAUUUUAUUUUAGAGAUGCAGCGAUAUCCAGAUUUGUGCCAAUAUGAAUAUCUGAUAUUAAAACAACAACAACUGUUAUAUUGCCAACAUCUGAUAUCGGAUAUAUUUAUCGCCUCUUCUGACCUCAUGAAUACACAGCCAUCCUGCUUCAGUUUAACAUCCCAGAAUCCUUUGCUGCAUCACGACGAGUCACGUGAACAAGCCCCGCUCCUUCAUGUGACACAAACAAUAAAUAAAUAAAUAAAUUUCAUCUGUUUAUUGGCCCAGUUUCACUCAUCGAACCGAUACGAUGCGUUACAAAAUGGCCGAUCAGCCGAUACUGAUGAUGUUGACAUUGAUAUUUUGGAUGUUCCUAUUCUUUUUAUAUAUAUAUAUAUAUAUAUAUAAAUGAUACUGAUAAAUGGUGAACAUCGUCUGAUGCCAAUAUAUGGUGCAUCCCUAAAGCUUUCCAGUUGGACUUCAGCCAGUCUGUAUGUUAUUUUUAACUCUGAGCUGCAUUUUACAUGAAGAAACACGUGAAUGUUUACCUUCUGCAGCUUUUUAUGGUUUUUAUUUUGUGAGUCAGAGCUGAAACUUUGUCCACCAAGUGUCCUUUUGUUUCAACUGUGCAUCCAUAGAUUGAAGCUUCGCCACCUGAGGAGGAGAUUAAAUUAAUUUACUGUAAAUAUCUGGGACUGGAUGUAAAAGAGUCUGUCGUCUAAAUACCAAAUUAUUUGCCUUUUGUUGUCGUUACAAGUUCUGUUGUGUUUUGUUAUCAAUUGACCAAAGAUGAAGAUGCUGUACAUGUUACCAUGCCGUCACAGUUUACUGUUUUAUUAAUAAAUUGAUUUAUUUUAUGAAA
This is a messenger RNA of Xiphophorus maculatus (southern platyfish), 3053 nucleotides long. RefSeq names its product solute carrier family 35 member F2-like. Gene Ontology annotation, molecular function: transmembrane transporter activity. NCBI's taxonomy places the organism in Eukaryota, Metazoa, Chordata, Actinopteri, Cyprinodontiformes, Poeciliidae. Gene Ontology annotation, cellular component: membrane. Bases 260 to 1378 code for a protein of 372 amino acids. The record is from RefSeq and is a predicted model, not a curated record. Gene Ontology annotation, biological process: transmembrane transport. The transcript has 9 exons.